CUCGCCUUACAUGUAACUUUUUGGAAUCGAAAUAGGCUAUAUAUUACCUCAGUUUCAGUGACAUUUACCUAGCUAAUGUUUAAAUAAUAACUGAACAACGUUAAUAAACCCACCAUGCCUAUCCGAGCAAUUGUUUUCGACCUCCUUACCGCUCUGCUAGAUAGCUGGAGCCUCUGGACCACCGCAGCAGCCAACGACUCGGAGCAAGCACUCACAUGGCGCAAACGGUACCUCGAGCUAACCUUUGGCUGUGGCGCAUACCGGCCCUACGAGGACCUCGUCCGCAUUGCAGCUGCCGAUGUUGGCCUCUCCGAAUCAGCGCCAGCCGCUUUGAUCGCCAAUUGGGAUAAACUACAACCAUGGCCAGAGGCAAAGGAGACUCUUGCCCAACUACGAGCACGCGGGUAUCUGCUGGGUGUAGUAUCGAAUUGCUCGAUUGAGCUGGGCCAGCGCGCAAUUGCGCGGUGUGGUGAGACCGCCGCGACAUUCGAUGCGUUCGUUACUGCCGAGGAGGUGGGCUUUUAUAAACCACAUCCAAAUACGUAUCGUGAUAUUCUCGCGGCCCUUGGUGUGCGGCCGGAUGAAGCUGUUUUCGUAGCUGGGAGCAAUGGGGAUGUUGUUGGUGCUGGAGCCGCGGGGAUGUCGGUUGUUUGGCAUAAUCGAAUUGGAUUGCCAGCGUUGCCAGGGUCUUCGCCUCUUAUAGAGGCGAAUUCCUUGGAUGCCGCCUUAAGCCAGUUUAUAGCCUAGUCACCAAUGAGGUUCAUGCAAAAUGACGGCUUAUGAUGUGUAUUACUAUGUUUAAAUGUGACUGCACGUAUGCGUGUACAUAAGAUCUGUACGGCGCAGCAUGCGCCUGUGUUUGAGAAGUAAAAUAAUAUAAACUGGACUUUUAUACA
Molecule: messenger RNA, 896 nt
Organism: Talaromyces proteolyticus
Lineage: Eukaryota; Fungi; Ascomycota; Eurotiomycetes; Eurotiales; Trichocomaceae
Product: putative 2-deoxyglucose-6-phosphate phosphatase
Exons: 1
Coding region: 115-747 (210 amino acids)
Source: RefSeq, a predicted model, not a curated record